Messenger RNA from Colletotrichum aenigma, 1167 nucleotides. It is a transcript of the gene prlL-3, whose product is annotated as MFS transporter prlL. Gene Ontology annotation, biological process: transmembrane transport. Gene Ontology annotation, molecular function: transmembrane transporter activity. Gene Ontology annotation, cellular component: membrane. The transcript is spliced from 8 exons. The record is from RefSeq and is a predicted model, not a curated record. NCBI's taxonomy places the organism in Eukaryota, Fungi, Ascomycota, Sordariomycetes, Glomerellales, Glomerellaceae. The coding region runs from base 1 to 1167 and encodes 388 amino acids.
AUGGGCGAACAAGCCCGGUCAACGAGUGGUGUCAAUGAGUCUGAGGAGGAAAAGCCGAUCCUUCGAAUCGCUCAUCGAAAGAUUGACAGGAGGCUCCUGCUAUGGUACUCAUUCGUGUACCUUAUUAUGCGAAUUCAUGUCAGCAAUAUUAGUAACGCAGCCAUCAUCAACCUGGAAGAAGGUACCGGCAUACGAAAACAGCUUGGAAAUCUGUCGAGUUCGCAAUGGGCUUGGGCACUAAGUAUUUUCUACUACCCUUACAUGGUCUUUGAGCCGCUCGCGACGCUUGCUCUGAAACGAUUCUCACCAUCUAUUUGGAUGAGCCGAGUUAUGAUCACAUGGGUAUCUCGGGACUUCAAGACGGAAGAAGAUGUCGCUGACACACUCGAUAGGGAAUCAUCUCAAUGUGUCAGGGAGCGACUCAGAACUAUGCCGGAAUUCUGGCUUGCCGUUUCUUUCUCGGACUGGCAGAAGCUGGCUUCUAUCCUGGAGUUUUGUAUCAUCUCAGCUUCUGCCUAUGCGAUUUCUUUUAUGAAUGGCGUUGGCGGCCUUGCUGGCUGGAGAUGGCUCUUCAUUCUUGAAGGCAUUCCGGCUAUCCUUUACCCAGAAACAGCCAAUUUCCUCACAGAAUCCGAAAGAGACAUCGUUCUCGCCGACCUUCCCGAGCAAGCACCAACAAUGAAAGCUAAGACUAUCAACUUUGAGCAAGUUAAAGAACUCUUCCGCAGCUCUACUUUCAUACCAUUCUUGAUGAUCUGGAUUACUCAUGGAAUCGGAGGAUGGGGUAUCUCCUUCGUCUUGCCAACCGUCAUUUAUGAACUCGGCAUAUCUAACACGGCCAUCUCGCAAGUCAUGACAAUGCCACCCUUCACCUUGGUCUUUGUCAUUCUUCUAUCGCUCGCCUUUCUCGUUCAUACCCGGAGACUGAGCCCUUGGGUUGCUGGUCUCGGGUUAGAGGCAGCUCAAAUUGUUUGUUACGUGCUGCUAAUCACAGUGAAACAUCCCAUUGCCAAGUACAUAUUCGUCAUGAUUGCAACUGCCGCAUCGCAAAGCUUCUUUGCUAUCAUCUGGCCAGAGAGGAUUCGAGCAGCGAAGGGGACUACGACUGCAGGUCUGGCAAUUGGUCUCACCAACGCAUCGUGUCAGCUCAUGGGUAUAGUCCCGUAG